UUGGAAGUACUAGAUGUAGGUUCCUUUAGGAGCAGCAGGCAUCCGUCACUCGACAAUUUGUUGCCCAAGACUAGACUACUUUGUUUAUAUUUCAAUCUGUUGCCCAAACAAACGACAACUACCUAGGUACUUCUUUGCUUCGUGUUGUCGGGGUGAUCUAGGCCACCACUUUAGGCAGAUAUUUCAGCCCACUGCACUUCAUCUCUAGAUUACUUUAGCAGUUGCCUUCCUAAGAUAAAACAACUAUCAUAUUGCACUCUUAAAACGCAAUACUUCGUAAUUCGCGUUCUUCAACAUUGUCCUGGUUAAUAUCCUAACUACCUGGGAUAACUUAUUACCAAAAUGGUACUCUCUUUUAACGCGGAGACCCUGAAUGGGCUCUGCUCUAAGGACCAGCUCGAGCUGUUGGAUUCCAUCGACCAUUUACGUCUUCAAGGGAUCGACCACUACAUAUCCCUGCCGCAGAUAAUUGUCUGUGGUGAUCAAUCCUCCGGCAAGAGUUCUGUGUUGGAAGCUAUCUCAGGAGUGCCUUUCCCAGUCAAAAGCAAUCUUUGUACCUGCUUCCCUACAGAGCUUGUUCUUCGACGAGCUGCCGAAACCGGGGUAACUGUUUCCAUCAUCCCCGACAAUCCUCUCAAGUUCUCGACGCAGAAUGGCCUUCACACAUUCCACGAAGAACUUGAAGGCUUCGAAGGCUUCCCGGAUCUGGUUGAAAAGGCUAAAGUGUCCAUGGGAAUUUCGACUUCGGGGAAUGCCUUCUCGAAAGACCGGCUCAGAGUUGAGAUCACAGGCCCAGAUCGUCCCCACCUCACGAUUAUCGACAUGCCGGGUCUGAUUCACUCAGGAACGAAAUCGCAGAGCGAAGCUGAUGUCAAACUGGUCAGACAAGUCGUCGAAAACUACAUGAAACAACCUAGGAGUAUUAUUCUAGCAGUUGUCUCUGCGAAGAAUGAUUUUGCGAACCAGGUAAUAUUGAACCUGGCUCAAAAGGUCGACAAAACAGGUAGUCGUACCAUAGGAGUCAUCACGAAGCCGGAUACUUUAGUGCCUGGUUCUGGUAGCGAGUCUACCUAUGUCUCACUUGCUAAGAACGGCGAAGUGAAUUUUGACCUUGGUUGGCAUGUUCUCAAAAAUCUCGACUCAGAAACUCAGAAAGGAUCCUCUCUCCUGGGCAAGCGAAAUGCAGACGAGGCACAGUUCUUUUCUAAAGGUGUUUGGAAGGACCUCCCCUCGUCGAUGUUGGGGAUUAAUGAGCUUAGAAAGAAACUCAGCAAUAUUUUACUCCAUCAAAUUGCUCUUGAACUGCCAAGUCUGAUCCACGAAAUUGACCUUAAGCUAAAGGAAUCCCGCGACCAACUUGAGGAUCUUGGAGAACCGCGACGCACUCUCGACGAACAGCGACUUCGACUCUUACAGAUCAGUCAAGAUUUCCAGUCAAUCGUUGAACGAUCUAUCAGCGGAACAUAUAAUGACGCAUUCUUUGAGGACGCUGAGACAUCUCGAGGGUACCUCCAACGGAUCCGCGCCGUCGUGCAGAGCUUGAAUAGAGAAUUCGCAGAGGAGCUUACCAAACGCGGCCACAAACGCGAGGUUUCAGAUAUAAAGACUCCGAAUCCCCAUGGCCCAGAGUAUAUCACUAAGGAUAAGCUUCUCAGUCACAUUCAGACUGUGAUGCAAAGGACUCGCGGCCGGGAGCUCCCUGGAAUCUUUAGUCCCAUGGUUGUGUCCGACUUAUUCCACCAACAAUCGUCACCAUGGGAAAAGAUUGCGCAGGAUCACGUUGAGAAGUCUUGGAAGGCCGUGGAGACAUUUAUAGAACAUGUUGUGCUCUAUGUUGCGGAUAUGCCGAUCGGCAGGUCUCUACUUGACCAAGUGUGCCAGUCCGCCCUCAGUGAUCUUCUUGCGGAAGCCAAAACCAAGACUACCGAGCUACUUAAUUCGCACCGGCGACUUCACCCCAUCACCUACAACCGGGAGUAUGUGGAGACUAUCCAGAGAAUUGGUAAAUCUCAAAGGGAUACGUUCUCGAGAAUCAUACAAGAAUUCUUUGGGGUGUCGUCUCUCUCGGGGUCAAUGUAUCUGAACCAGGACAGAUACAACUUUAACACGCUCCUUGAUAAGCUGGUUAAAACAGAGCCCGACGUUGAACGCCUUGCAGCCUCCGAGGCUCUUGAUCGCAUGGAUGCCUAUUACAAUAUUGCGCUGAAGCGAUUUAUCGACAGCAUCGCCACCGAAGUCAUUGAGCAGAAACUUCUCGGGGCUCUUUCUAACAUUCUUUCUCCCGUAGCAGUCUUCAGCAUGUCGCCAGACCUAGUAGAGCGCAUCGCUGGCGAGUCCCGAGAAAGUCGGAUGAUGCGAGAGGAGCUUACUAAGAAGAUCACUGUCCUUCAGAAAGGAUCAGAUACUUGCAAGCGUUUCGUCGACUCGAAACUAAGCGAUGAUCCGCCUUCCCACUCGGAAAAGGACAAGACUCAAGAAUGACGACUGAAUCAACAAGGCAGAGGAAGUAAUUGGAUGGGUGUUUAUGGAUGAGUCUACGAGACGGGUCUUUAACUUGGAUCCAUCCCAAUAUUCUUUGUAAAAACUCCCAAGCAUUCUCCCACGAAUACACGGAUACCGAGGGGCUUGAAUCAGCCCGUGACAACUUGACGUAUCUGUCAAAUGUAGUUAUUAAGUAGCUAUCUGCUAAAUCAUUACAUGUCUUAUAUCAAUUGUCUAGCUGUUUCGCUGAGCCUUCUCAAUACAACCCCCAAAGCUGUACAGGCCCUCCACUCUAGUGGUAUUGC
Molecule: messenger RNA, 2786 nt
Organism: Daldinia loculata
Lineage: Eukaryota; Fungi; Ascomycota; Sordariomycetes; Xylariales; Hypoxylaceae
Product: dynamin family protein
Exons: 3
Coding region: 343-2481 (712 amino acids)
Cellular component (GO): microtubule; membrane; cytoplasm
Molecular function (GO): GTPase activity; GTP binding; microtubule binding
Source: RefSeq, a predicted model, not a curated record